AGCAUCUCAUAUGUAACCAGCCACGGGGAUUUCACAUUUAGACCAUAAAGGCGUUCUUUCUCGUAGCCAAAGCUGACAAGCACCAACAGAUGUGCUGGAAAUUAGGGAACAAAUUGUUAUUUUGGAAUGAAUGUGAAAUGCUUGGGCAGAUGUUGGAGUGUUUUGAUUUCUGCUGUAAAGCGUCUUUGCAAUUUAGAUUGUUAGGAAGGAGGAACGUCUGAACAUGGAGCAGGAAAACAAGACACAGACGUUUCCUUUAAACACCUGCUACAAACUGGCUUCAUUCGUACUGACGGAAACGACCACCACAGCAUGUACGCUUUUGAAUCUUUUUCUGAGUAGCAUGUCUGCAGUGACUGUGUGUGGAAACCUCUUGGUGAUAACCUCUGUGGUUUACUUCAGGCAGCUCCACACUCCCACUAACGCUCUGGUCCUCUCACUGGCUGUGACUGAUCUACUGGUGGGAGCAGUAGUCCUCCCCCUCACUAUGAAGUUCUCUGUCAGCACAUGUCUGUACAAUCGAAGUGUCUUCUGCCUGAUCCGACGUUCUUUGGAUAUGAUAAUAGGAUCCUGCUCCAUUCUGAACCUGUGCUGCAUAUCUGUGGAUAGAUAUUAUGCUGUUUGUCAGCCCCUGACGUACAGAUUAAAAAUCAGCAAUCCCGUCAUUGGUGUUAUGAUCCUAACCAGCUGGUUGCUCCCAGCCUUGUUUGCUGUUGGUUUUCAGCUGGGAUUUAACAGAGCAAACUGUGUGCAACGCUGUUUAUCCUUCGCUUUAUUGACACAAUUCAUAUCCUUUGUUUUCUUAUUCUACCUGCCGCUUAUUUUGAUGUUGUGUCUAUAUUUCAAGAUUUUCCUUGUUGCACAAAAGCAGGCGAGCAGCCUCCAAAAGCACACCAAGUGUAGAGAAAACCCCAACAGGACUGAGAAGAAGGCAACAAAAACUCUGGCUAUCGUAAUGGGAGUUUUCCUAUUGUGCUGGCUGCCUUCCUUUUUCUGCAUCACCGUCGUUUCUUUCAGCAAGUCGACAGACACCGGCCCACUCAUAGAAAUCCUGAACUGGCUCGCCCUGUCAAACUCUCUGCUUAAUCCUUUCAUUUAUGCUUUCUUUUACAGCUGGUUCAGAUCUGCUUUUCGGUUGAUCAUAUCAGGGAAAAUAUUUUUCACUGAUUUGACUAACAUGACACUUCAGUAAUUUCCCUUCAGUUUUCCCUGCAUUUGACCAAAAAUGACAGACUGAAAAAAAAGAAAAAAACAGAAAAUGAUGGAUACACUUUGUCCAUCACCCUUUCAUCUAAAUCAGGGGUCUCAAACUCGUGACCCGCGGGCCAUCUGCGGCCCGCAGGAUGAUAAUUUGCGGCCCGCGUCUUCAUAUGAAAGAUUACUGUUCGUG
Molecule: messenger RNA, 1390 nt
Organism: Oryzias melastigma (Indian medaka)
Lineage: Eukaryota; Metazoa; Chordata; Actinopteri; Beloniformes; Adrianichthyidae
Product: trace amine-associated receptor 1
Exons: 1
Coding region: 224-1192 (322 amino acids)
Biological process (GO): G protein-coupled receptor signaling pathway
Cellular component (GO): membrane
Molecular function (GO): trace-amine receptor activity
Source: RefSeq, a predicted model, not a curated record